This is a messenger RNA of Echinostoma caproni, 317 nucleotides long. The record is from the annotation of a GenBank genome assembly. Lineage: Eukaryota; Metazoa; Platyhelminthes; Trematoda; Plagiorchiida; Echinostomatidae.
GUUUGAACCAGCGUGAAGUGGAGGCGCAGGCUGAGAAAGCGAACGCCCAGAAGGCGGCGGCCGGUGAGCGACGUGCAGAAGUAGAGAAUGGUCGUCUCCGUGAUGAAGUGAACCGAUUACGUGCAGAGUUGCUUGAAUUAAACGACUCAAAGGUGAGCAACAGAUUUCAAUUUCCCUACUUAGUUCGCUUUCUGAAAGGGGACUGUGGGAGUCAGAUAUAUGCAGUGUGUAUAUCGGCAUCCGGUACUAGUUAUGUAGCUACACAGGAUUUUUUGUUUUCUUUUUUAAGAAUAUUCAAGUCUAUACAUGCAAUAUAA